ACUUAAGCUGUUCGUGUGAGAGCGAUGGCACGCACAAAGCAGACAGCGCGUAAGUCGACGGGCGGGAAGGCGCCCCGCAAGCAGCUGGCCACCAAGGCGGCCCGCAAGAGCGCGCCGGCCACGGGCGGCGUGAAGAAGCCGCACCGCUACCGGCCCGGCACGGUGGCGCUGCGCGAGAUCCGGCGCUACCAGAAGUCGACGGAGCUGCUGAUCCGCAAGCUGCCCUUCCAGCGCCUGGUGCGCGAGAUCGCGCAGGACUUCAAGACCGACCUGCGCUUCCAGAGCUCGGCCGUCAUGGCGCUGCAGGAGGCCAGCGAGGCCUACCUGGUGGGGCUCUUCGAGGACACCAACCUCUGUGCCAUCCACGCCAAGCGUGUCACCAUCAUGCCCAAGGACAUCCAGCUGGCCCGACGCAUCCGCGGUGAACGUGCAUAAACUGGUUUAAAAGAUCGCUGUGUAUUUAAGAACAUUUUAACCAACACAAAGGCUCUUUUAAGAGCCACUACAUCCACCAUAAAAAGAGCUGUAACAUUGCAAUUAUUUUAUUGAUAUUUGUGUUGCCUGAAAAUAUUCCUAUGCUUUACUUUAUUCAGGUUGAUGGAUUAAGCAAUAAAUUUUUCAGAACUGUUACACAUGAUCAGGGCAACCAGCACUGUGGAUCGCAUUGAGCUGUGUGGUGAGUACACUGAAACUUCCUCAGUUUCCCUCUGAGUUGCAUGAAGAGACUGAGCUGACAUCAAACUGAAUACCAAGUGGCACCCUAAUUUUAGCAUGUACGUGAAAAUCUUUGAAAG
Messenger RNA from Chroicocephalus ridibundus (black-headed gull), 794 nucleotides. Its product is annotated as histone H3. The record is from RefSeq and is a predicted model, not a curated record. Gene Ontology annotation, cellular component: nucleosome. Bases 25 to 435 code for a protein of 136 amino acids. NCBI's taxonomy places the organism in Eukaryota, Metazoa, Chordata, Aves, Charadriiformes, Laridae. The transcript has a single exon. Gene Ontology annotation, molecular function: structural constituent of chromatin; DNA binding; protein heterodimerization activity.